AUGUCAAAUAUCAGAAACGAUUAUUUAUUCUUAACAAACAGAUUACUUGGUUAUAGCUCAUCUCAAGCUGAUUAUAAAAAGAUAAAUUCUUCUGUUGACAAAUUAUUACGAUUUAAAGAUGAAAAUGAUAAAAUAAAACAAAGUAUUGCUUUAUUGCAAAAGCAGAUUUUAGAUUCCAGCCAAGAAAUAUCAAUUAAUAUAAUUUUUGAACGGAUUUUGGAUAAGUUUAAAGAAUAUCAAAAUGGCUACCGAAGGAUAUCUAAAGCAUUUAAUCUUCAUGAUUCAAAUACUAAUGAUUUAAUAAAUAAAAUUCUCGAAAAGCACACGUCAUUACAAUUAGAGACAUCAGAACUCUCGAAGACUUACGACAAAUUAGCAAAAUCUGCAAACUCAAUGAGAGAUCAAAUUAAAUUGUUACAAAACCAAUUAAAAAAUCGUGAAAAAGAAAGCAUUAUAGUACAAUCAGAAGUUGAAAAGCAAAUUACAACCAAGCAGAUGAAAAUCGAUACCCUCGAAAACAAAUUAUCCGAUCUCCUUCAAAAAUCAAACGAAAUCAGAAUAAAUUUUGAACAAAGUCUCAGAGAAAUUGAAGAUUCGAACAAAUAUGCAAUUACAAGUCGAAAGGAAAUCCUUGAUCUCACAGAAGAAAACAAAAACCUCAAACAUCAAAUAGAAUUAAUGGAAACAAGGUUGAAAUCCUAUUCAACACAAAGUGAUAAAAUUUCAUCUUACGAAAAGCAAAUAUCUGGAUUGCAGCAAACAAUAAAUUCACUAACAAACCAAAUUGAAAUCCUUCAAAAUACUAAAAUUGAAAACAAUUACAAUGUUGAAUUAAAUUUGAAACGUGAAAACGAAGAACAAAAGGAUAAAAUUGCAAAAAAUCAAAAGAUUAUUUCAGAUAUGAAGAUCAAAAUUCAAGACCUUAACAUCAAAAUUGGUCAAUAUGAUAAAAAUAUCUCUGAUUUGAAACAGAAAUUAUCAGAGCAAAAGAAUGAUUUUGAAAAAUUACAAAGAGAAACUAUUCACAAGUAUCAAAAUCUUAUUAUAGAAUCCCAAAAUAAAGAAAGUCAGAAGUACAAAAUUGAACUUGAAGCAGCUGCAGAUGAAAUGAAAGAAUCUCAAUCAAUAAUGAGGAAAUUCGCAGAAAAGGUUGAAAAACAAAAUAGAAAAAUCAAGAAUUUAAAUCAAGUAAUUGAUCAAAUGAAGAAUGAAUCAUUCAAUGAAUCAAAAAUAAAUGGUGUCCUGAAGGAGAAAAUAGAACAGCUCAAUAAAGAAAAAAGAGAAGAUAUUCAAAAUAUUACCACAUUGAAGCUUCAAAAUUCCGAAUUAAAGAAAAAACUAGAACUAAAUGAAAGAAAUGACACAAGUAAAGCAAAUGAAUUCAUCUUAAAAGUAAAGUCACUAGAACUUGAACUUGAAUCGAUUAAAAAUGAAAAUAAUUCCUACAAAAUGACAAUUGAGAACUACAAACCUAAAUUAAAUGAUUAUGAAAUCAAAAGUUUACAUCAAAAAGUUAUGGCACUCGAAACAGAGUUAUCAUUAGAAAGAAAGAAAUUUACUUCACUUCAGACCCAGUUCUCAUCUCUAUGCAAGGAAAAUGAGAAAAAUAUUUUAAUGAUCAAUGAUUUAAAGAAAAAAAUAUCUAAUUUCCAACAAGAAAGCAGCAGACUUUCUUUGUUUGAGCAAAACAUGAAUGAAAAAGUUGAAUCAAUGCAGAAGAAAUUAGAACUUGCAGAAGGCAACUUGUCCACUAGCGAAAAGGCCUUGGCAACACUCUCAGAGCUGGUUAAAACUGCAAAAAUCGAAUUAAUUCGCUACAAUAAAUCUGAAAUUGAUGCAGAAAAUUCUUUAUCUAAUCUUUUUGGAAUUUUCGGAAUUACCAAUCAAAGAAUUAAAUCCUUGAUUGUAAAUAAACCAAAUACAAUUAAUAAGAAACCGGUCAGAACCAGCCAUGGAAUAGCUGGGAACGCGUCUGAUUUAUUUGUCCGUCUAAAUACCCUUUGCAACCAAGUGGAAAAUGAAACUGAAAAUAUGAGUAUAAUUUUACAAAAUUCAACUAUUCAAUAA
Molecule: messenger RNA, 2067 nt
Organism: Trichomonas vaginalis G3
Lineage: Eukaryota; Parabasalia; Trichomonadida; Trichomonadidae
Product: biological adhesion protein
Exons: 1
Coding region: 1-2067 (688 amino acids)
Source: RefSeq, a predicted model, not a curated record